AUGUUGGAAUUUAAUAACGAAUUUAAAAUUAGUAUGGUUGCUUUACGUUGUAUUCAGGCUCAUCCAAGUAUACCUCGUGAUAAAAAAUGGGUUGCGAAAUUUAGUUUUAUAAUUAUUGCAUCUAGUGUCUGCUUCAUCUUUCUUAUUUAUUCAAUCAUGUUUCAUGAUAUUCGUGAUGCAAGAUAUACGGAAGCUAUUAAAAACGGAUCGAUGUCAAUCGUGUGCUUGAUUAUUACUUUUAAAUAUGUCGUACUCCUCCGACAUCAAAAUUCAAUUACAAAUUUAAUUAAAAUCAUUAACGAAGAUUAUUCAACAACUGAUCAAUUCACACACGACGAAAAGCAAAUAAUACUAGAAUAUUCAAAAAAGGGAAAAAAUGUUUGCAAAUUUUGGCUUCUAUCGGCAUCUUCUACUGGUGCUCUGUUUCCCUUGAAAGCUCUGUAUUUUAUGGCGCGUUCUUAUUGGCAAGGAGAUUUUAAACUUGUUCCAAUGUUUGAUUUGACAUAUCCAAAAAUUAUAGACAUGUAUAAAGAUUCCAUAAAUGUAUUUUUGUUGUUAUUUCUUCUUUGUUUGUUUUUUGACCUUUAUGCAUCCGCGAUGCACAUUGGAUUUGAUCCUUUGGUUUCUAUAUUUCUGUUACACAGCUGUGGGCAAAUAGACAUAUUAAGUCGUCGUAUGGAGAAAGUGAUAUCUGCGACAAGAAAUGAAAAGGAAAUGAAAAAAAAAUUAAGGGAUAUUAACAAAAAGCUACAAGCAGUGCACAGAUUUGUUAGUUCUGUACAAUCGAAUUUUAUGGAACUCUUUGAAUUCAAUAUGAAAACUACAACAUUUUUAUUACCCUUUUCUGCAUUUCAAAUUAUUCAAUCUCUCCGACUUUUAGAACUCAACAUGGAGUUUAUAUGUUUUUUCUCGAGCAGUAUUUUACACUUCUUUAUGCCUUGUUAUUACAGUAAUCUUCUAAUGGAUAAGGGACACAGUCUGCGAGAAGCAAUUUACUCAUGCGGCUGGGAAAAUACACCAAAUAUUCAAAUAAGGAAGACCGUGUUAUUUAUGUUAACCAGAUGCAAUAUUUCUCUCAGUAUUAGCACUAUAUUCUAUCCGAUUAACCUUGGGACAUUUGCAGAGAUGUGUCGUCAAGCUUACACGAUAUUCAGUGUAAUGAAUGCGGCCUGGAUAUAA
Molecule: messenger RNA, 1179 nt
Organism: Parnassius mnemosyne (clouded apollo)
Lineage: Eukaryota; Metazoa; Arthropoda; Insecta; Lepidoptera; Papilionidae
Source: the annotation of a GenBank genome assembly